AUGGGAGGGAGCAGGGCAGUUCGUUGCCCCGUGCUCAGGCUGAAUGAGGAUAACGCUCGCUUCGCGUUGCUGGCACUGUUCAUCCUGCUGUACCUGGUGUGCGGGGCGGCGGUGUUCUCAAGCAUAGAGCGGCCCGUGGAGCUGCGGGCACAGCGGGCAUGGAGCAGAACGUUCACCAACUUUACCCGGUGCCACAACAUCAGCCGCCUGGAGCUAGGCGCCUUCCUCAGGGAGUAUGAGCAAGCCAGUUUAGCCGGUAUCAGGGUGGAUCCCCUUCGACCCAGAUGGGACUUCACUGGAGCCUUUUAUUUUGUGGGGACGGUGGUGUCCACUAUAGGAUUUGGGAUGGCUACCCCGGUGACUGUCGGCGGGAGAGUCUUCCUGAUCUUCUACGGCCUGGUGGGUUGCGCUGCCACCAUUCUGUUCUUCAACCUGUUCCUGGAACGGAUUAUCACGCUAUUGGCCUACAUCCUGCGCUGGUUCCAUGAGAGGAGGAGGCAGCGGAGUGGACUGUCGGGGACCUCUGAGGGCCGGCGAGGUUCUAGCCCCUCGGGGGAGGCAGACAGCUUGGACGACUGGAAGCCCUCGGUCUACUACAUCAUGGCCAUUCUCGGGGGAGCGACGCUGUUCAUCUCCUGCUGCGCAUCGGCCAUGUACGUGCCCGUUGAGGGGUGGAGCUACGUCGAGUCACUGUACUUCUGCUUCGUCGCCUUCAGCACCAUCGGGUUCGGCGACUUGGUAAGCAGCCAGAAGGCCACAUAUGCCAACCAAAGCCUGUACCGGGCGGGCAACUUCCUUCUCAUCCUGAUGGGGGUCUGCUGCCUCUACUCCCUGUUUAACGUCUCCUCCAUCGUCAUCAAGCAGUUCCUCAAUUGGUUGCUGAGGAGGAUGGAGUGCCAGGGUUGCCGACGAGGCCCGGGCCGGAGGAGGGCGAGGGCUCACUGCAAUGCCGUUCACCCGGCUGCGGCGGCAAAGGCCAGGCCACACGCCGUUUCCAUGGAGACAGUGGGCGACAGUGACACCGAUGGGCGCCGGGUGUCGGGCGAGAUGAUCUCGGUCAAAGAUUUCUUGGCGUCCAAUAAGGUUGCCUUGGCCAUCAUGCAGAAGCAGCUCUACGAGAGCGCCAAUGGAGGCCCCAGGCAAAGCCACUCUCGCUACAACAGCUUCUCGCGAGGCGUCGGUGCCCUAGCCAUCAUGAACAACAGGUUGGCAGAGACCAGCAUGGACAGGUAA
Molecule: messenger RNA, 1233 nt
Organism: Stegostoma tigrinum
Lineage: Eukaryota; Metazoa; Chordata; Chondrichthyes; Orectolobiformes; Stegostomatidae
Product: potassium channel subfamily K member 13-like
Exons: 2
Coding region: 1-1233 (410 amino acids)
Biological process (GO): stabilization of membrane potential; potassium ion transmembrane transport
Cellular component (GO): membrane
Molecular function (GO): potassium ion leak channel activity
Source: RefSeq, a predicted model, not a curated record